AGAGGUCAGCGGCGGCGGCGGCGCGCAGGCUGCCGGGAGAGCGAGGCCUCCCCCUCAGCGGGCGGGUUGCGGACGGGAGGCGCGGAGUGGAGCGGCCGUGGGGAGGGACGGCGACUGCAGUUACCGGACAUGGAGGCAGAGGAGGUGUUGGUGGACACUGUUCACGAGGUACCAAGCCACUACAAAGUCGUACUGGACAGACUGAAUGAGCAGAGACAGCAGGAGCAGUUUACUGAUAUCACUCUCAUCGUGGACGGUCACCAUUUCAAAGCCCACAAGGCUGUCCUUGCCGCCUGCAGCCAGUUCUUCUGCCGCUUUUUCCAGGAUUUCCGGGAGGAACCCUUGGUGGAGAUUGAAGGGGUGAGCAACCUGGCGUUCCAGCACCUGAUCGAGUUCACCUACACGGCCAAGCUGAUGGUGCUGCAGGAGGAGGAGGCGAGCGACGUGUGGAAAGCCGCCGAAUACCUGCAGAUGGAGGAGGCGAUGAAAGCCCUCAACAACCGGACCAGCGCCGAGUCUCCCACGGCCAAGGCCAAGCACCCGGGCAAGAGGAAGGCCAAGAAGCGGACCAUCGCCGAGACGUCAAACGUCAUCACCGAGAAGCUGCCGUCCAUCCAGGAGACGGAGACGGUGGAGAUCGACCAGGUGAACGUAUUUUCCGCCGAGAUCGUGGAGAUCGAGGGGGAGCGGCUGGAGGAGGAUGGGGUUGGAGUGGCCUCGGAGGACACGGACGAGGCGGAGCAGCUGGCCGGAGACCUGGCCGGCGCGGAGCAGCCCGGCGAGUCGGCGCUGGCCCUGCUGGCCGACAUCACCAGCAAGUACCAGCAGGACAAUCUGGACAGGGAGCCGGAGAGGGAGGGCGAGCCCGAGGCGGCCGCACAACCCCAGGAGGGGGCGAUCUCCACGGAGGACGGCAUCCACAUUGUGGAGGUGCUGGCACAGGGCGACAAGGUGUUCUGCUGCGAGAAGUGCGGCCGCACCUUCAGACUCUUCUACCACUUCAAGGAGCACCUGAAGGUGCACUCGGGCGAGAACUACGUGUGCCACCUGUGCAGCAAGCAGUACACGAGGGAGAGCGCCUGGAAGCAGCACCUCUCCUCCCACCGCGACGAGGAGGGCGGCAACAAGAAGCCCCGCUGCGUCCGCAAGGUGCACGUGUGCCAGUACUGCGACAAACAGUUCGACCACUUUGGCCACUUCAAAGAACACCUUCGCAAACACACUGGUGAGAAACCCUUUGAGUGCCCGAACUGCCACGAACGCUUUGCCAGGAACAGCACUCUGAAGUGCCACCUUGUAGCCUGCAGUACAGGUGCGGGUGCAAAGAAAGGAAGGAAGAAGAUGUAUGAGUGCCAGGUCUGCUCCAGUGUCUUCCCCAGCUGGGACCAGUUCAAGCACCACUUAGCGGUGCACACGGGAGAGAAGCCCAACCACUGCACCGUGUGCGACAUGUGGUUCAUGCGUGCCGGCGAGCUGCGGCAACACGUGAGGGAGAAGCAUGAGGAGUCCGAGCCGGCGGAGGACGAGCUGACCGAGAUUGUGGUGCCGGUGGUGAUGAUCGACACCGAGGCCAUGGAGGGCGAGACCAUCAUCGAGCAGGUGACGGUGUAGCUGACCACUGCCUGACGUUUGGGGGGGAGGGGGAGGGUGGGGUGGGGGAAGAAGGACGUUUGGUGCGAGGCUUUGGGCAAGGGGUCGGACCCUUCAACGCCCAGCCUGACCGCAGCGGGGUGCGACCAGGGCCAGAGAACAGCGGCCCACGUCUCCCGUAUCGCCCUCCCCACCCGCUCUUUGGACUUCUUUCGACAAACCGGCGGUCGGUUUACGCGGAAUGGAAUUGCUGCGUCAAGAGGUCGCGAUCAAAGCCUCCGUGCCUCCUGUGCGUUAAGGAGAUCUUGGAGCAGCCGAGGGUGUCCCCUCUCCGACCAGCCAGCAUCGCUCGGCACAUGAACUCACUGGCCUAAAGGCCGCCGGUAAUGGAAAAUAAACGGCAACGUGGUUUUUGUUGGCCGGUAGCAGAACGAUCGAGCCCUUGCACUGGGAGAUCACCCGCAGAUUAAAAACGUACACACGGCGGGCAGGCGGGUUGUACCACUGAAGCACCACUGGGCAUCCCCUGUUGAACUGUCGGGCUUGAGAUCUAGGGCCUUUUGCCACUGCCUGAGGCUUCAUCGCCAGUCUGCGCUAUCAGGUCGCCGUGCCCUGAAGCGCUGAUUCCCCUGGACUGUAUGACAUUGGGGUGGGGUGUCGGACACAUCGCAGAGAGGACUGCACUUCUGUUGGAGUUGUUCCAGUCGCCAUCUCCGUGUGACUUCUUGUAAAUGUUCGUAGAGAAUGCACGGCGGUUUAAUCCACUUACAGGCACGUAAAUUAAAAAAACUGUCUGAUUCUGUAGA
Messenger RNA from Amblyraja radiata (thorny skate), 2396 nucleotides. Its product is annotated as zinc finger protein 131. Gene Ontology annotation, biological process: regulation of transcription by RNA polymerase II. The record is from RefSeq and is a predicted model, not a curated record. Gene Ontology annotation, molecular function: DNA-binding transcription factor activity, RNA polymerase II-specific; protein binding. Gene Ontology annotation, cellular component: nucleus. NCBI's taxonomy places the organism in Eukaryota, Metazoa, Chordata, Chondrichthyes, Rajiformes, Rajidae.